Molecule: messenger RNA, 1182 nt
Organism: Ectocarpus siliculosus
Lineage: Eukaryota; Phaeophyceae; Ectocarpales; Ectocarpaceae
Source: the annotation of a GenBank genome assembly
GAACCUCUCCGCACGCUGCUGGGCAGUGUGUCAGCCUCCGCAAUCAUCCCUCUGUCGCGCCGGGCAGGAUGUGGGCGAAGCACAGCAGCCCUAUGAUGAUCCGGCGUGCAAAGCGCGCGGCGAUUUUCGCCUCUCCCUUUGUCGCUGUGGGCUUGUGGGCCGGCUACGUGCUCAAGGAGAGGCGGAAGGCGCCGGCUGAGGUUCGCUUUUCGAUAGGCUCUGCAGAUGACGUGCUGACGGAGCAGCUCAAGACUGGGGACGUCCUGCUCUUCAGCCGAAGGUGGACACAGAUGCUGCCCGCAGGGGCGGCGUUGAGCGUGAUGAAGCGUAGCGUGUUCGAUUCUCGCUUCGACCACGCUGGGGUGGUGGUGGCGGAUCGAUUCGGGACGCCGCACGUCGCAGAGGUGACCUAUACGGGGAUCAAGCUCCGGCGGUUUGAUGAGCGGAUACUACGAUCAAAGUGCAACGAGAUCAUGUUGAUCCCCGUCAACUUCAAGUGCAGCGAGGAGACUCGAGCCAAGGUGGAACGACACGUUAAGGGGCUCACGUACAGAGAGCCGAUCGCGAACACGCUCUGGAUAGACCUUCUCGGCGCUCUAAAGCUCAAGACCACCAAGCCGGGGGAGUGGGGCAAACCCCCCAAGUACGUCACGGAGCCCCCGAUCAUCGGCAAGAUCGUGCCCGCGAGCCCCGCCGUCCAGCUGGUGAUGUCGUGUCUGGACAUGGCGGGAGCGGCGGACGGGGCGGCGGUGGCAGAGUGGAAGUACCCCCUCGCCAUAACGCCCAAAGACUUGGAGAACUGCGAGGUGCCUCUGAAGGAGGGGGCCAACUUUGGGGAGCCCCACACCGUUCGUGUUAGGCAAUAGUACGUACAGUAGUAGGUCGUGUCGUUCGCCGUCGUUGUGAUACGUAGACCCCGUUCUCCGGAUGGGAGCGGGCGUCGCAGACUCCGCAGGCCGGCGGGGCGGUGUAUGUUGUUGCCCCUUGUCGGGGAAAGUUGCGGCAGCGUGCGGGUUCGAGGGCAUUUCUCCUUGUAAUGAUGUGUCGUUGGAGUUUUGGAGUCCGUCGGUUUACUCGCUAUCUUGACAUGCCUUGGCGCAGUGGCCUCGACAGAUGUACUUGCUACGAUGCGCCGGCGCAGCGUGGGUCCACGGGCGUGGACGUGCGUAUAUACUUGAGUCU